UGGUCUGAAAGUUGGCAGGAGGCCAUGAAGAAGAGGCUGGGGUUUCUGUUGCUGCUUGUGGCGGCGUCUGCAUUGGUCGAGUCAUCGAGAGAGGGAAGAAGAGGAGGGGAAGAGAGCCUGGAGAGGUUCUUGGAUGGAUGGAGGCGCCAUCUUUCUUCUCCACCUCCUUCAUCUUCGUUGGUUCUCAGUGGGUAUCUUGUAGACAAAAUAUGGUCAGUUUGCUUACAAGACAUAGUUGGUCCAGAGGAAACAUUAGGAUUUGGCGAAUCAUUUGCUUGGGAUGGGCUAUCAAGUCAUUCAACGGAGGAUGAACUGAAGAAAAUGCUAUUCAUGGAACUUAUGACUCUUCUUCCACCUGAGAAGUUUUCUAUUACUUAUGAUUGUAUCCGUGCAAACUACUUCAGAUUGGGCAUUCCACAAGUACACAGUGUUGCGCUGAGCAAUUAUCUUCAGAGCCAGCAGUCAUUGCUUGGUUCAAACUUCCAUGUGAGACGACGUUUGGUAGAUAAGCUGGUUGGAGAUGCUCCUUCCAUGGCUCCAGCUUUUGCACCAUCGAUGUCGUCCAGUGAUGAAGUUCACUCUCCCCAUUCUGUGACAGAGGCACCACUUAAACCUUCCAACUCUCUGAACAUGGAAUCUCCCAACCCACAUUAUCCCAGUAAACCUGCACACAAGCAUUGGGGAGUGCCUCCUCCAGUUUCAACUUCAGAUAAGCAUCAUGACUACAUGAAAGUAGUCUUGAUAGCUGUUCUUCCAACGGCGGUGCUCUCGUUCCUAGCUGCAUUUCUAUGUUUCUACUGCUGUGGAUGCAACAAAAGCAAGGUAUCAGUUGGUGAGCAACGAGAUGAUCGUCCUCUUCUUCACCUGCAGUUCGCUAACUUGCCUGGUUCAUCGCCUGAUGCGUGUGUUCCUGUCAGCCCACUUCAUAAGGAUGAUCAUGGGGUUCGACCUUCUAAUGCUGGUGUAAGCAUCGGCCAGUGCUUUCCAUGUUGUUUUAAAACCUCAAAGGAUGCCACAACACCUACUGGAGGAACACAGGAGAACAAUGCCAUAACUGACACUCCUAAGCCGAUGCCUCCGCUACCGCCUCCGCCACCUCCUCCACCUCCACCUCCACCUCCGCCUCCGCCUCCACCUCCACCUGUCAAGAAGGGUGCCCCUCCCCCACCUGCACCUCCUAAAGGUACCUUGGCAAGAUUUCCUAAGCUGUCACCUGCCGAAUCAAGUCGUUCUGAAGAGUCAUCUGCAAGCGAUGUGGCCAGCGAAUCAUCUGAAACUGAAGUGAAUGCUCCAAGAGCCAAGCUCCGGCCUUUCUAUUGGGAUAAAGUUCUUGCUAAUCCUGAUCAGUCCAUGGCCUGGCAUGACAUCAAAUUUGGUUCUUUUCAUGUGAAUGAGGAAAUGAUAGAAGAACUGUUUGGUUAUGGCGCGGGCAAUCAAAACAAUGCCAAGGACAAGGAAAUUCCCAUUGCAGAUCCUUCGCCUCAGCAUGUUUUUCUUCUUGAUGUUAAGAAGUCAUGUAAUCUGGCAGUUGUUUUUAAGGCAAUGAAUGUCAGGGCAGAGGACAUUCAUGACGCUCUAAUAGAAGGUAAUGAACUUCCUAGAUUACUUCUUGAGACAAUCUUGAGGAUGAAACCGACUGAUGACGAGGAACAGAAACUCAGGCUUUAUAAUGGGGACAACUCGCAGCUAGGACUAGCAGAACAAGUGAUGAAGGCUCUAAUUGAUAUCCCUUUUGCUUUCAAGAGGAUUAGAGCUUUGCUUUUCAUGUCCUCUUUGGAAGAAGAUGCUUCGAGUCUCAGGGAAUCAUUCCUCCAGUUGGAGGCUGCUUGUGGUGAACUAAAGCACCGCCUUUUUCUGAAGCUACUAGAAGCCGUUCUCAAAACCGGAAACCGUUUGAAUGAUGGGACCUUCCGUGGUGGCGCCAACGCAUUCAAGCUUGACACUCUUCUGAAGUUAUCAGAUGUCAAGGGCGCUGAUGGAAAGACCACAUUGCUGCACUUUGUUGUUCAAGAGAUCAUUCGAUCCGAAGGUGUUCAUGAGGCGAGGCUGGCCAUGGAAAGCGGAAGAAGCCCACCAUUUCCUAGCACUUCAGAUGACAAUUCCAAUGAAUCUCUACAGGAAGAUGGCAGUUACUACUCCAGCCUUGGCCUUAAGAUUGUGUCAGGCCUUGGUAAUGAGCUGCACAAUGUGAAGAGAGCAGCAGCACUGGAUGCUGAUGCUCUGUCGACCAGUGUGGCAAACCUGCGACAUGAGCUGUUGAAAGCCAAAGAAUUCCUGAACUCUGACAUGGCAGUGCUGGAAGAGAAGAGUGGAUUCCACCGCUCGUUGGAAAGUUUCAUAGGGCAUGCAGAGUCUGAGACCAAUUUUCUCCUGAAGGAAGAUAAGAAACUGAGAUUGUUAGUGAAGAGAACAGUUCGAUAUUUUCAUGGAAAUGAUGAGAAAGACGACGGUUUUCGCCUGUUCGUCAUUGUAAGAGAUUUUUUGGUGAUGCUAGAUAAGGCAUGCAAGGAGGUUGGUGCUUCACAAAAGAAGGCAACAAACAAAUCUCAGAGCAAGGGUAAUUGCACCCCAUCAACCCAGUCAAAUCGUCAGGAGCAACAGUUCCCAGACAUUUUGGAUCACAAUUUUGAUAGCCCGGAUUCUAAUGAUUGACACAUAGAUACAGUGUUAGAUGCAUUAUGUUAGAUAUAUUUUUUUUCGCCCGGGACCAUGUAAAAAUCCCAUUUGCAGAGGCAUUGUUUAUACACAAUCACAUACUAGUACAUUCAAUAUCACAUCUGAAGUCCUGA
Oryza brachyantha (malo sina) is the source of this 2789-nucleotide messenger RNA. Its product is annotated as formin-like protein 10. The coding region runs from base 25 to 2652 and encodes 875 amino acids. Lineage: Eukaryota; Viridiplantae; Streptophyta; Magnoliopsida; Poales; Poaceae. The record is from RefSeq and is a predicted model, not a curated record. Gene Ontology annotation, molecular function: actin filament binding. The transcript is spliced from 6 exons. Gene Ontology annotation, biological process: actin nucleation; actin cytoskeleton organization.